Messenger RNA from Letharia lupina, 2391 nucleotides. RefSeq lists its product as uncharacterized. Lineage: Eukaryota; Fungi; Ascomycota; Lecanoromycetes; Lecanorales; Parmeliaceae. Gene Ontology annotation, biological process: regulation of transcription by RNA polymerase II. Gene Ontology annotation, molecular function: RNA polymerase II cis-regulatory region sequence-specific DNA binding; DNA-binding transcription activator activity, RNA polymerase II-specific. Bases 1 to 2391 code for a protein of 796 amino acids. The record is from RefSeq and is a predicted model, not a curated record. The transcript has 8 exons. Gene Ontology annotation, cellular component: nucleus.
AUGCUUGACAGAGCUAUGGCGGCCCAGGUGAGCCAAGAGCAAGCAAUCGAGUCACUCCUGAAUGCAGCACCUCGGUCAGCCACUCUUCUUUCGGCCUUGUCGGUGCAGCAGGAGGACAAAGGUCCAGCGAUGACGACCAAACCAUCCUUGCAUUCACGAACUCUUUUAGACACUCAAGGUCGUCAUGACAAGCUUGCAAUGCAGGGUAGGCAGCGUAAUGGCGAUGUUUGGUUGGAUAGGCUCUUCCGACGACGGCCUGAUUGUCACAGGAUUGAUCCUGUCAAUGAUGAUGCAGAUCAUGUUGGUAUAUUGGAUUUGGAUGGAUGCCAGAGCGGUAUGUAUCCGGAAGCCAAUUCACCGGAGCCAAGCAUUACCAACGGCCUGAUCGCCGGGACGCCACUCCCGUUGGAUGGAGGGGCGAGGAUCUUGCCAAUCGCCAUGCUAGGUUUUAAGUAUUCUCGCAUCCAUGCCAUUAACAUUUAUGCCAUCGCAAGCGCCAAUAGGACCUGUCCCACUCAAGCUUCAACAGCUGUUGUCUUCCCUGUCAUGUUUCGCAAGCGGCGGAGCUCCAAGAAGCUGGACAUCGAACUCUAUGCCAGAUUCAGGGAGAACCACCCUGAUGUUAGCCCCGGAACUUCCGUACCCAUCCACCUAUCAGUCACCGAGUCCCAACGCAUCAUCAGGUCUAGACGUAAAGACGAGGAUGAUGCACGACAUGAUGACAUAACUGUCGCACCGAUAUCCAGAGUCCCGUGGCUUUCCCUCGAAAAUGUUGUCUCUGUCGCACCGACGCCAUUCAUGACAGAUGAACCAGCCUUGAGACGAACACUGGUUGCUGAACGACAACAAGUCGAAGAAUGUAAUCAACCAACAGUCGUAGGGUCGAGUCAACCACUAUCCCCCGCCACUGAGCACGAUAUGUGGUCAGAGUUUAUCCUUCCCGAAUCUCUGUCCACUUCUGAGGCUAUCUGGUCGUGUGAUUUUCAGGACUUUCCAUCUCCUCUAACCCCACAAACUUCAUUUCCGGACACAUUAUCUUCUGCCUCGCCAGAUCUUCAGCCUCUGUCAUCUCUUGCGUGUGAAGAUGUCGCUAGUCCAGAUUGCGUGGACGUCGUCGAGUCACAUGAACCUGAGAUCGUGGACAGCUUCUACCAGAAAACUGGGAGUACUGGGUCAGCCUUAUCAGUGCAGCCCUCAAACGGGUCUCAGGCAAUUGAAUACGUGGACCCUCACGAAUCUGAUCAUCCGGACCACGGGGCAAGUUCUCAGGUUGUUCACUCUGAUGGCUUCUCGUUGAUGUGGAGCGCAGACCACAAUGACAUGAGACAAUUCUCAAUCGCAUUUCGAUUAAAUUUCCGGUCAACAGACUUUAGUCACUGCAAAGGAGUCAUGGGGGUUGCAAUGCAACUCUGCAGUAAAACCGAAGAGAUAUCGACCACUUCAGUACAGUCUCUCAGACCGAAUCUCGAGAUGAGCUUUUGCAGGAUCAAGUCAUUCAGGAGUCAUGGUGCAGAGCGCAAGAAUGCCAACGAUAUGGCUAUUGGGCAAAAACGCAUCAGAAGACUGAAGCAGCAAUUAGCGCAAUCGCAGACACGCCAGACACCAAAAGACAAGAGACUCGGCAGGGAUAAAAGCAAGACGCCGAGACUCCCAGGAGCACGAAGAAAUCAUGAGGAUGGCAUACUUUGUAAGAUCAAGAUCUUGCAACAGAAUUGCACUUCAACCCCGCCGUACACACUCCUCGACCAACAAGGAAAGAAACAGCAAGACUGUGACUGGCCCCCGUUAGGGCACAAGGACAAAUCUCCAGAAUCGCCCGAGACUGGGCCGGCGUCCUCAUCUUCGGCUCCACGAAGCGCGUUGAUGCCGAUAACGUCGAGACCAAAACACUCGAUGUUGUCGUCAGAGCCGAUUCAGCUUCCAACUUCACCAUGGUGUGAUGAGUCGCAGCAAAGGACGUCGACACGAGAUCUUCCAGAAGGGACCAGGAACAGAUCAAUAAGGCCCGGGGGAGUCAAAAUUGCUUGUUUUUACAUACGUCCAGUCGGUUUCAAACACGUAACCCAGAUUGACCAUUACAUAGCAGUAUACCUUUUCGAGCGCACAGCUUGUGAUCUUACCAGGAAAAUCGCGGAAGCAGUCUCGAUUGAUCCCGGGGAGGUGGGGCAAACAACAUGGUCUACUGUCAAAGGUCUAACCAUCCUAGUCGAUGACGACGUAGUCGCAAAUAUGAUGGAGGGCCAGGAGAUGCAGGUCGAAGCGAAAAGCACCGCAACCAGGUCCGAUUCUGGAAGACAGUUGAGCUUUGACUCUGCAGAUGAGGUAUAUUCUUGUGAGCAUGGAGUCAGGCAAUGUACUCGAGAGCUACUUGAAUUCAACCUCGUGUUUUGA